AUGGCACAGUUAACAUUGCCUGCUAAUCAACGUCGUCAAACAAAAAUCCAACGAGGCAACAUUUCAAAUGGGACCCUCCUUAUGCUUUGUUCGGCAGUAGGAUGCCUUUGUCUACUACAAAAUGUGCUUCUUGCCUUGACUCAAGGAGGACAUGUGAAUGAAGAGUACAGCAGCAGCACGAGGAGGGGCAGUCACAGCAAUGCCAAUGACCUUUUGCCCAAAGUCACUUCCAGCUUGCCAUCAUUUGACUUUAUCCUGGCAAAUAUGGGCAAAAAUCCGGCAUUGCAACAGCAAGACCAAAAGAGCUUGACUUGUGAAUUCCGUGCAUAUGCCCCUACUCAGUAUUACAACAUGAAUACUACCAACCCUCCUUCCUUUUUGAAAGAUACAAACUAUGUCUUUGGAAAAUGGCCUGUCAUGUUGUUGCACUCUGCUGAAUAUGAACAUGCCAAAAUGUGUAUUGAUAAAACGGAAUGGUCAUCAAAGGAUCAACCUACAUAUAUUCAGUACUCGGAUGGAACCAAUCCAAGUGUCUUGUCCAUUGCAAGGCUCAAACAGGAGGCACCUCUGGUGGCCGCAAAUAUCUUGUACCAUCAUCCAAGCACAUCUUUCCUGGCCGCAGUCGCUAACAAGAGGUUUCCGCAGUGUGUCUAUAACGGGACUCCUCAGUUAGAAGGCUUUGACAACCUACGAACACUCCUCCUUUUGCUCGAUGAUCAAAUGCAAACAUUGGCUCAGGCCACCAUCCGUGUUCUCGUUGACCAUACAUGGGGGCUAAAAGAGUGGGUAUUGCAUGAGGUCAGUACGGAAUCUGAUCCGCCACUUGAACAGAUCAUUACCAUUCUUGAUGACCCCAGACUCUUUGUCUAUCAAGGACAGGUGCACACCAGCUUCAUCAGUCAUGAUUGGGGAUGGACUGAUCAGUACUUCAGCCCUGUCCAUAUUGAUUUCGAUCACCCUCGUCAUUUUCAUCAAAAUGACGACAGCCCACACAGCAAGUUUUGGGCUACUCUCCGGGCUUCAGAGACUGUCACAUUGGGAAAAGGACGCAACCAGGCCAUCUUGUAUGACCCAGAUGUUCCUUAUGCUCCAAAAAAAGCCAACCAAUUUCCAAAUUUGUUUGCUGUGUCCUGGGUGGACCCAGUUACAGUGCUCCCUGUUGUUGACACCCAUCCAACUGAUUAUGAAAAACAACAACGAAGACGGCUCAGGGAAAACAACAAGAAGGAAAAGGGUUUAACAGCAACAUACAGCACAGUGGGAACCACACAAGCACAUGGCACUAAUGGCAUGAUGAUCCGCUUGCCUUCGAUCCAGGAGGGGCAACCCUCAGAGUAUUUGGGUGUGGCACAUUUUCAUCGUCCCAAAAACUACAAUGUCAGCAUCUAUGCUCAGUUUGGUCAUCACUAUACACAUUGCUUCUACACCAUACAGCGAAAAUCUAUGACCAGUACUGACUUUCAAUUGACAGCCUUGUCUGCUGAGUUUGUCUUGCCAUCAGUUGACAGUAGCGGCAAGGCCCCAAAUGAAGAUGGAUGGACAAUGGAUGCUCAUAUCAUUCAAUUUGUUUCGUCACUUGAAUUUCUUGCUGAUACCAAUGAAUUGGUCAUUGCCUAUGGAAUCAAUGACUGUGAAGCUUCUAUUGCUGCCAUUACCUUGCAACAUGUCCGAGACAUGUUGAUUCCAGUGGAAGCUGGCCAGGAAAUUGGAGACUUUUUGCACCCAUUGGAGUCUUUCCCAAAUAGUCAAAAAUUCAAGCAUCUAUCCAGUCUAACGCCUUCAAAGGAGAGAGUGCUUGGUGGGGUGGACUAG
Messenger RNA from Seminavis robusta, 1812 nucleotides. The record is from the annotation of a GenBank genome assembly. Lineage: Eukaryota; Bacillariophyta; Bacillariophyceae; Naviculales; Naviculaceae.